Porites lobata is the source of this 26254-nucleotide messenger RNA. Lineage: Eukaryota; Metazoa; Cnidaria; Anthozoa; Scleractinia; Poritidae. The record is from the annotation of a GenBank genome assembly.
ACAGGUAAAAACCCUAAAGAGUCCCAACCUAAGAAGGCAGACGAUAAAGGGAAAGAGCAAGCAGAUCCCUGCAGAGGAGAAACAUGUUCGGCGCCGAGAGUUCGGUUUAAGACCGAGGACGAUGAUAUGGACGGAGUAAUUGAAGAUCCGGGAAUGGUUGCCGAUGAAGAUUCGGAGAACAACAACGUUGCAGCUCGGGUUCCUUCGUUUUAUAUUGGAAAACCGCUUGUGGAUUUUGAUGCAGGGAUUGGAAGGGUGUGUAGCACAUUUUACCGUCCUGAUAACUAAUUUGCAGCAGGAAAGGUUGAAAUAGUUGUUCUAAAAAUUGCAAAGAAGCGUAUUCAUUAGUUUUCAUUUUUUUGCUACAAAAACUUUCUAGGAACCACCCGAUCUGCCAUGUCGUUUUUCUCGUGUUGUAGGCCGCUUAUUGCAAGUGCACCGGCAAAAUUCAUCGUCAUAAUACCGAGUUUCGGGUUUUUACAGUUUAUGACUCUUUAGUAAGGUUGACCCAUCACAAACUCAAAAGUGCAAUUAAUGGAAAAGUAAAAAACAGAAGGCAAAUUUCAUGUUUAAACAUUUGCAGAAGAGGUUUUUUGUAUUGUCCAAGAGGUUUUAUUUGAUGGUCACAGCACAGUAUCUCCGGUACAGCCUUCCAAGUUAAAACACCAGUUAAUAUACAUUUUUCUCAGUAUAAUUGGCUCUAUGAGAGUGAGAGGUUCAGUAUGUUAUGUCAUUUACAAAAGUGCGAAAUGGGUUGAUCUCAUACCAUUUAUGACGUCAUCUUCUGUGACAAUAUCAUUAAAAAUUCGCCAAAACUUGCCUCAGGAGAAAAAAGCCCUCUAAAAACAAAAUGUCUGGAAAUAAAAACAUUUAAGAAAAUUUUAAGAGAAAUGCUGUCUCGUUGCACGUUGCAGAAUGUUGAAUAAGUUACAUAAAGUAUCUAGUACCUAAAUCAAUUUAAUUUUCUGUUAGGUGCCUUGUAACCACACAUUCCUGGUGAUUCGUCGUCAAGGAAAAUCACGCGCUGAUCACGUGUACAGAUUCAACAAGGCGCCUUCACUGGGUCUUUUGGAGCCUGUUAGCCCCAUCAGGCAGUUUGCGAUCAGUGUUGUUACCAAUAGGUAUCCUUUGAAAAGUUCAGCAUGCUCUAUCAAAAUAACAUGAUCGAGUUGAACUGGCUUUUAUCAUACUUGCUACAACUUACAGGAGAGGGUUGUAGAGAGCAGGCGAGGGUGAGAGAUUUGUUUGUAUCACCCGUCAGAAAAUGAUAUUAAAGAACGAAAGAAAAGAAAAUACGAUCGCGAUGAUGACUAAAAGAUCAGGAAGACUAAAUUAAUAAGCUGCUGUUACUAUGACAACCACCAUAUUCUCUUGCUCCAAAACUGAUUCUAAAAGGCCCUAAAUCUGCUGUUUCUAUAAGGUGCACGUUGGCCAUUUAUCAGUUCAGAGAUUAACGAGACCCAGUUUGGUUUUAAAGGGAAAAUAGUGUCUCAGACUCCAUUUAGUUGACUGACCAUAAUUCCACAAGCGAUCGACAAAGUUUCUCUUGGACUAAAUAGAAGAAAUUAAGGAACAGAAUCCAGAAAAAUAAAUGAAUUAAAGAGAUUAGAAAGUCAAUGAAUCCUUCCUUGACUGAAAUUUGAGAUAUUUCGAGUCAUUUGUUAUUCUUACCAUUCUGGCUAACUGCGUGUUUCUCGUGGUUGAAAGCGCACCGGAGGAAGCCGAGUAAGUGAAUUAAACUGACAACAGAAAAACCAAUGAAAGGAAUAAUGCUGGCUUUUAUCGCGUUCACCACCAGUUUGUCGGUAGCUUAGACUACCGCUAGUCUAGGACGCCUUGGGUUCGGGUCUGUCUCACAUUUUUCCUUUGCGAGUUUCGUGACGUUACGAGAUUCGUACCUUUCUUAUUAACGUAAGAUUUCCUCUUUUAUCUAUCACCACAAAGGAUUUAUUCCAGGUUGCUGACCCUUUUUAAAGGAUCAGUAAAUUCCUCUACUAUUCUUGGCAAACCUGGAAGUUAAUUGAACAAAACCAUCUUAAUGGAUUAUUGGGGUUGGAAAGGGCCGGGAGAUCAUAUGAUGUGCCUAUGUUAUGUCUGGCCCAACCACGCAGGGUUUCACACCUUUUUCAGGCUUCGAUUCCAGCAAGGUUUUUGGGUGACCCUGAAGGAUUACAGAUACAAUAAGACUAUGAAGUAAUUGGUAGCUGAUGAAACAUUCUUCUUUCAGAUACUUUUUCUCUGGAAUAUACACGACGGAGAUGAUUCUCAAGAUUUUGUCUCGCGGGUUUAUUUUUCAUACAUACGCCUACCUCAGAGAUCCCUGGAAUUGGCUGGAUUUCAUAGUAGUAGUAUUGGGGUAAGUUAGGUAUUUGUAACAGAAAGUAAAUCUCCACAGUUUGCACUUUUUUAGUGUUUAAAAACUUGAAACGAGAGACUAGAAGUUUAUUGAUGCCUUUGAAACUUGCAGCGACAUUUCUCUUUUAAAAUGGUGAGGUUUUUCUUCCUUCAGAUAUAUCACAGUGGCACCUAAUAUCGCGAACUUAACGGGAAUCAGAACCAUCCGCGUGUUUCGAGCUCUUAGAACAUUUUCCGCCUUGAAAGGUAAGUCCACUUUAGUCGUGAAUUGAGUAGCCUCCGCUAGUUCUCGGGGAUCAAGAAGGAACCUUACACCCUUCUUCUUUAUGACACCACGUUUGGCAUCCUCCGAAAACCCCAACUCUCCAAUUUCAACUGCUUGUUACAGUAACUGCAAUCCAAACUGUGUAUAAUCGGUACUCUUUACAGAGGUAUAGCGAAAUAGCAUUAAAUAAUCCCUUAGAAAACCCCUAAAUAUUUGACGCUUUUUAAGGAAAUAAACUAAAAGGUUGUAUAUUUUUACGAUUGUAAAAAAAGAUUGUAACACUUUUUCCUUUCAAAUAACAGCAAACUUGUUUUGUUAUUGAAGGUCUCCGUGCGAUGGUAAACACGUUACUCCGAUCUCUGAAGCUACUGAGCGAUGUCCUGGUUUUGUUUUUCUUCUUUCUCGGUGUCAUGGCGCUCAUAGGACUGCAGCUGUUUUCUGGAGAACUGAGGAACAAAUGCGUCCUCAGCAUUCCAUUUGACAAUAAUUCUUUGAGCCUACAGGAGCGGAUUCUUAACGAAAGUAAGGCAUUAAUUGCAAGUUAGUUAUAACUACAGUAUUAACAUAAUAUCAUUCCUAUUUUACCAUCGUUAUCGUUAACCUUUAACUUCAAUCACUGAAAAUUUCUAACUGGGUUUUUCAUCAACGUGCUCCUACUUUGGCAAUUAUUAUGGUCAAUAAAGAAUCCUUACAUUUGACACAUACAAGUUAGCGGACAAGCCAUGAGAUUAUUCACAGAACACGGCAAAGGCUGGCUAGCGGUGUUUGCUAAGAGAAAAGCCCAGUAUACCUUGUUUGCCUUUCUCUCGACCUCUAUGUUAAUAAAAGGCAUCAUCUAAAAUCUUAAGAUCACUGAGGCAAGAAAAAGUAAUUCAUUUUCAGGUUUUUGGUUUACUUAUGACGGCGAACCUUUGAUCUGCGGAAACAGCUCCACCGCUGGGUGAGUAUUAGAUACCAAACAUUUUCAAAGAGUUAUUUCGAAAAACAAAACCCCAGUUGCAAAACACUCUUUGGCCGAUAAAUAAAAAAUUAUUCUUUAAAUAAGCUUGAAAUUGACACUUGUCCACCUUUCGACUCCACGUUUUUUUCAACUUUCGACAUGGACAAGUUUAGGAAAAUCCGUCAACUCCGCAGGAAAGAGCGUCUUUAAAUCAGUCGCGAAAUUUUACAAACGUUUGCAUGGUGGGGACACGAACCAGUGGAGCUCUAUCUUCGCUCGCUCAAGACGUACUUUCAACCUUAGCAAUUUUACUAAUUUCAAGGCGUUCUUUCCAGUGUUGUCGACCAGGGGCGGAUCCAGGAUUUUUCUUAGGAGUGGGUGCAUCACUAAGGAACUACUAUUUUUACGGCGUUUAACAUGAAUUCUUUAACCUCGUCUCAUGUUUAACUUCAACACCAAUAAAGCACAAAGUUUUGUUUUUUUAGAAUACCAGUUGUAUUAGAAAGCCGCAGGUCAUCUUAGGGGAGGGGGGGUGCACACUCCCCGCACCCAUCCCCCAGAUACGCCCCUGUCGAUGGAUUUUCUCUAACUUGUCAAUGUCAAAAGUUGAAAAACCGUGGAAAGGUCUAUCCAGAUAGUUUAAAUAUUUUGCAUCUUAUGUAGGUCUUGUCCAUCCAACUACUCUUGUAUGGCUCAUGCAGGACCAAACCCUGACCAUGGCUACACAUCGUUUGAUAAUAUUGGUUGGUCCCUACUUAUGGCCCUGCAGAUACUAACAAUGGAUUAUUGGGAAAACCUGUACGAGAAGGUAAUCGAGUCCAUUUAUAAAUAAAAGCUCUACAGUUAAACUGAAGUGUAUAAAAUGUUUAAAAAAUGGCUUCGAGCCCUUUUCUCUCCUUUUGACCUUGCACAGGGCGCAUGCCUAUUUAAUUUGGUUAGUUUACUAAGUGUUUCUAACUCUGUGAAAUUUUCAAGGGACUUUGUAUUUUUUGCAGAAUUUAGUGAAAUCAUGUCUUGUUUGAAACAAUACCUCUCCCCUUCAGGGUUCGCAGUGGCAGGUUACAGCUUAUAAAGGGCAGCGGUAUUUGUAUGCGGCCUUAAUCUUUUGCCUCAUUUCCAUCAAAAUAUUUAGUAAUACUUUUAGUUUUUCUAUGUUUAAGGUGUUACCGCUCUUACUUCAUUUCUUGGAGGUCAGAAAAAUCUUAAUUAGACCUGGCACCUUUUCCAAGCAAACAACUCUGCCUCUUCACGGUUCUCAUUAUUUAGAAACCUUAACCCUAGUUUCUGUUGUUCUCUCAGAUUAUCAGGUCAACUGGUGCAGUUUAUGUGGCUUAUUUCAUUAUUGGGAUAUUCUUCUGCUCUUUUUACCUAAUGAACUUGGUACUGGCGGUGGUGUAUUUAUCAUAUGAACAGGAGCUGUGUUCUGACGAGAGAGAGGUAAUAAAUAUAUUGAACAAAUUAGUAAGUUUCACAACCGCGAAAUGGUUAGCGGUUUUAAUGAGAUAAAGAAACAAAAGUAAGCUGCUUCAUCAACUGAAUUGACGAUACAGUGGCUCCUUAAAAAAUAGCCUGCGAAGACAUUGGAUGUAGUUACUUGUGAGGAUUUGUUCAUUACAUCCAACCAGGAACACGGUUUUACUUGAAUUAAAUGAAAUACUCGAAUUCCUAGUAUGAAUCGCAGCUAUAGCUUGCGCGGAUGUGCACUUCGUUCGUUAACAGUCAAAAGAAACGACAGGCGAAAAACGCGCGACGAAAGAACUUCUGAAAGCCUUGCAUGGGCAAGAAGCAUAGGUGUAGUUUCGAUAUUUGGUGAAGUCUCUUACCAUUUGGUUUUCUCUUUAAACUAUUAGAGAGAAAAGAGAACCCUCCUGCGACAAACUGGUCCUUCGUACCCAGCCGACAAGGAAACGUUAAGACGUCUCGUUCGUUUGGAUGGAAGCUCUCCUCCAGCAGCGAAGGAAGAACUAAUCGAUAAAGCUCACGGAGCAAAAGGCAAAGAAAAUGAAGCGCAUCAGUGCCUAUUGCCAGUUUGUGCACUCAGAGAGAGAACGGGAGUGAAUGAUGUACAGUGCAAUGUUCUUAUGCGUAUGCGCAACUUUUUACAAAAGGUGCGACAGUGGAUGUACGAUAUCACCUCUCAUUCCACUUUUGAUGUUAUAAUUGUCAUUCUGAUACUCUUAAACACUAUUGUACUGGCGUUGUAUCACCAUGGUAUUGGACCUGAGUUUCGGCACGUCUUGGACUCUAUCAAUCUAGUAAGUGUCAUCAUGACAUAUUUUUGUCCUUUGCCAUUGAUUCUCUUUUGUUUCAGGAAAGACGAGUUACCUUACAUACACAGAAAGUGUUUGAGUAUCUUAGAGUUUAGUCUUAACGGAAAUAAUUCUCCUAAAUACGUUUAAACUGAUGACCACCUAUCUAAUAUACGAACCUUUAAGUUAGGAAGGUUCUUCUUCGAAUGUCGGCAGAUCUAACCCGGUGGUCGUGGUUCAAUGCCCACCGGCGACAAAGAGUUCUUUUCUUCCUUUGUACGUACCUAAUUCUCUUUACUAAGAUACUCGGUGCGAUUUAUGGGAUAUUUCAAAUAAGUCAUUUGUUCAAUCAUAUAUGUCACAGUUGUAAAAAGCACAAUACAACAUAACAUAGCCUAAUGAUAGGCAUUUGGCAAAUAGCUAUGAUGAUAAGGACUUAAAGAUUGACACUUACAUUUCUUGGCUCUUCCUAUCAUUGCGGAACAAUUUAAAAAAACUCCUUGCCCUAUAUUACACAGGAUAACAGCCCCAAAGAAGUCGAGUUUUUUAUAGCUCUUUUCAUUUUUUCACACAGGUCUUUACAGUGCUAUUUGCGACGGAGAUUGUGUUCCGAUUGGUUGCAGUUGGACCGAAGGCGUUUAUCCGCAGUCGAUGGAACGUAUUUGACACAACAGUUGUAUCAGGAAGCUUGCUAGGUUACUUUUACAAGUCUGCGGAGGGACUCAGCAUCUUUAGAACGUUAAGAUUGGUAGGCGGUCAAAUAAAUCUCUCUCUUGAGUUCGACUUCGAGCCUUUUCCUAUAAGCAUGUUUCUUUUUCGUUUUCAUAUGAUUACGAAGGUUGAAUCAGAAUCAGUAUUAGUAUCAGUCUUCAUCGAGAUACAUUGUGGAAUUUGUCUACAUUCUUUAAAGUUACUCCAAGUUGAAACUCAUAAGUGAGCUUUGGAAUCACGUUUACGGAAUAUGACAAGGCAAGUUUUAAUUCAGGAAUUUCUCAAAUUAAGAGAUGGUAAAACAGACCAAAAUAAUUUAUGUGGAUGAAGCUAACAUGAAACAGUGAUAAAAAGUAAAGAGGAAACUUGGUCAUGGGGCACAAUUUGACUUUUUCUGUUUGCCGUGAAAGGUAUACGGGAUUCUAAAUCUCUCUACCAUAAUGGUAGGAAAUCGUUUGCCUGAGACAAAAGUGAUUCAAAUUGUACAUAUAUGUUAUUUGCCGACUUGCCUUGUAGGUGCGAGUUCUUUGUUUGGCUAAGUCGUGGAAGACGAUGGAGAGGUUGAUGAGAGCCAUUGCUAGAAGCGUUGAGCCUGUGGGUAAUAUCACGCUUAUCCUUGGUGUGGUUAUUUACAUAUUCGCUGUGCUGGGAAUAAAGGUAUUCGGUAAAUCUUACACACCAGAUAAGUUUGGUGAAGAUGGAGUACCACGCUGGAAUUUCAACGACUUUUGGCACGCUUGUAUGAUGGUUUUCAGAGUGCUGUGUGGGGAAUGGAUCGAGCCGCUCUGGGAUUGCAUGAGAGCGACUAGUGCAGCUAAGGCAACGAUGUUUUUCCUUACGGUUCUCGUUGUUGGAAAUUUUAUCGUGAGUGGAAACAAAUUUUUUCUUACCCUAUACUGUUCACGUUGCCAGUCUUUUCUUUGCAUACUCAUUUGCAUCUUUCCAAUUUUCUGUGCUUUAUCCCUAAGUUUUUUAAGGAUUAAAGUGCACGCGUACAAUUGUACAGCAAGAGUGACGUAACUGACGAAUUACUCUAUACAUAGAAUAAAUGAUGAAUUUACAAUAGAAGCAACAAUUAUCAAGUUGUUGAAAAAGAAAUAAAAAACUAUUGAACGAUUGUAAGGUGGACGUAUGUGCAGGAGAAUAGCUUCACCUUUGAUCUUUUUUUUGUUGUAUUUGUUUGAUGUUUUCCAGGUACUCAACCUGUUUGUUGCGCUUCUGGUAAACGCAUUUGACUUUAGGGAAACGGAUGCAAAUGCAGAUGCUGACACACUUUCAAUGGAGAGACAAUCCAGAUGCGACAUUAAACAGGCAUUCAGAACACGGAAAUCUCGCCUUUUUGUAGCAAAGUACCGCGAGCCUUUUCGCCUUUACGAGCUUCAGGUUUUAGAGAGCAGCCGUUGCUCAGACGAAAACACCGGGGGCUCACUGGCAAUAUGCGACCCCGAGCACCAUGAUGAAGAAUCCAAUGACAUUGCUUGUAAAAGUGAGGAGAAAAAUACUUUAAAUAGAUCACUUUGUAGCUUUCAUACUGUUGCACUGUUACUGGUUAGGAAAUCUGGUGCCAAAUUCUUGUCAAUCAACUUAACCUAGCUCCUUUAUCCAUUUGCAGUCAACUCCGAUUAGAGCGGACACUAUUGGGACCUCGAGUUAGUGUCCUUAUUAGCGAGAGUCCGUCAUAACGGCAGUCAAUCGUCUGCAGUUUAUUUCUGCCUGGAAUUUAGCUGCUGUCCGCAUUAUCGGAGUGUCCGUUGUUAUAGCGGGGUGGCUGCAAGGCGGUAGUGGACCCUACUUUUCAUUUCUGAUUGCCCAAUUAAACUAUGUGCCCUUACUGAUAUUCGUUUUAAAAAAGCGCACGACAAAACCGUUCCAUCAUAUUUCAUUUCAUUCCCUUUCAGGCAGAGACUUUGAUGAAAAAGACUCAAAUACAUCAAGAGAUAUAGUACGGAUGCCCGAAAAUAACUCUGAUUAUUCGCCCAGUGGCACACUGACCAAGGGAUGUAAAAUUGAACCUGAGGAUCGAGAUAUUCCUGAAAAUGGCCCAAGUUUGUCGAAACCGUUACCCACUCGAUAUAUGAUGGAGAUUGACGACUGCCUGCCGGAACGCUGCGUAAACGUUGACUGUCCAUUGUGGAAACCACUUUCAAAGCGUCAUUUUUGCUGGCUCAAGUUCCGAUGCAGAGUGAGAGUUUUCGUGGAAAAAAAGUACUUUGAAUGGUUUAUUCUUGCCACAGUGUUCAUGAGCAGUUUUACUCUGGUAUGUUCGGUUUGUUGACCGUUACCACUGCUGAAAGAUUUGUAAGAGACCUUAAUCAAAAUUUAUAAUACUCUUCUUAAGGUUUUAAGAGCUUAACUCAACAACUUUUUCAUGGCAAAUAUUUGAUUAUUCUAGGAAGAACUUUAUUGUGUUACUUCAUUCCAAAACUGUUUCCUUGUUUGCAGAUUUUUGAAGACGUCCAUCUACACGAGAAACCGAAGCUCGCCAAAACUUUAGAAAUUCUCAACUUCGUGUUCGCGGCCAUUUUUACCCUGGAGUUUAUACUGAAAGUAAUUGGCUUUGGGCUUAUUAAGUACUUUUCCUCAGCUUGGAACUGUCUGGACACUUUCAUUGUUUCAGUAAGUAUUUUUGAAGGAAAUACGAAAUCGAAGUUCUUAGGUUUGUUUAAGCUGAGUAUCUUAUCUUUUUAUGCAUCUUUUCCGCAGAUCUCAAUUGCUUGCGUUUUUGAAAACAAGAACCUGGCUGUGUUUCGUUCCCUGCGUACCCUGCGCGCAUUAAGACCUCUGAGGGCCAUCUCAAGACUGGAGGGCAUGAGGGUAAAUAAGAGAUUCCGUGCUUUUUUUCUCAGUUAAAAAUAUUUAAUAAAGAGAAUGUUAGGGGAAAAUAACAGAGCGAAAUAACAGAGUAAGGUAUAGUAAUUGGUGCCAUAAGCCUGCGAAGAUAAGCGUUUUAAGGGCAAGGUUACUAUAAUUGUCUUCCCCACUGUCCGCUGGUUGCUAGUCCGUUUAAGUAACAAGUAAAGAAAAAUACUCUGCCAAACGUUCGAGAGAGGGUAUUUGGUAGAAUACAGUAAUAUUACAAUGUAACAAGCGAGGGAAAUUUCAAUUCACUUCGACUCACUCCGGGAUAAAACGUUUUGGGCUUGGGUCUAUUGCACCCAAUCACUGGUGUUUUGAAAACUUAAGCAGAAAUUACAUGAAGUCACAAACAAGCCCAUUUUUCAUCUGAAGAGUAAGUACAGCACCACAAGCAUGUGCCUUAGUACAAACGGAGGCACUGAUCUCCUUAACUCCCAAGGUACACCUGGGCACCGCGUCUGAGUUCAAAUUUCCAAAAUAUUAAUAAGCUAUUGGCUAGUGCUAUGAGAAGUGAUUCUACCAAUCAUUAUUCAAUUUCUUUUAGGUGGUAGUUAACUCACUCUUUGCUGCUAUUCCUGGAAUUGGAAAUGUCCUGUUAGUUUCACUGCUCUUUUGGCUGAUAUUUAGUAUCCUUGGUGUUCAUCUCUUUUCUGGAAAGUUUUACAAGUGUGUGGACCAAGACAAUGAAAUAUUACCCUUCAGCGUGGUCGCCAACAAAGAGGAAUGCCUCAGUCAUCCUGACGGAUAUCGUUGGGUAAACUCCAAAGUGUCAUUUGAUAACGUGUUCACAGGCUUUCUCGCACUUAUGCAGGUGGUGAGUGAAUUUUCUAUAUUUCUUGGUAAUUUUCCUCGAUAAUACAACCUAAACAACCUAAGAGCCUGUAAGGUGAAGUAAAGUAGUAUAGUAGGGACCAACGUAUCAUGCUUUUCCUGUGGAAUCUAAUUAACUUGGGGUGGAAUACAUUUCAGGCGACCUUUGAGGGCUGGAUGGAAGUAAUGAAGGACGCAGUCGAUUCUACCGAGGUAUGUAUAUUACAGAAAUCAACAUUUGGGCUUAAGAAACUUGUCGUGUGCAACAUUUCCUUUGGGUAUGAUUAUAAAAUAAUAAUUAUAAUACUAUACUAAUUAUCCUCUCCCCUCAUUGGGGCUUUUCAGGGAUAAUGAAACAAAUAACUUAAAGGAAACAACAUGACAUGGUUAAAAAUCCCAACUGGUAGGGGGCGAAUCAGUUGGUUAUUUUACGAGCGUGGCCGAGGAUUUGAACUCGACACUACCGAGAACAAAUCCAGCUAGCGGUCAGGGCGGGACUCGAACUCGGGGCCUCCGAAUUAGAAGUCCAGUGCUCUAAACACUCGGCCACGCUACCUCCUUUAAAAUGCCGUUAUGUUAUGACAGAUAUGCGUAAAGUCACAAGACGAACCUCAGUUUAUGAAUCUUAUUCCCAGUCGCGAAAUUUUACAAACCAGACUAAACACUAACUUUAACGCUUUCUUUCAAGAAAACGGUUCAAACCUUGACGGCAAUAUCUUGCCUUGUUUAACAGAAAGGUUUGGUUCAUCUCUUGCACACACUAGAUCUAUUGGAAGAAUUCCUGGGGAAAACUUAAUUGUCUGUUAUAUGUUUCAGGUUGAUAUGCAGCCCAAGCAUGAAAACAGAUUAGUGUCGUACUGCUUCUUCGUUGCCUUCAUUGUUGUAGGAUCAUUCUUUGUGUUGAACCUCUUUGUUGGAGUGAUUAUCGAUAACUUUAACACCCUGAAAAAGAAGGUGAGGCACCUCAAAGUGUUAUUCGUUCUAGACGCUGAAAUCAAACACGGGAGACGGGCAGAUUGAAUCAAUGGAUUUCUGUAACAACUGGAAAAUCCGCUAAGAAAAGGAGAAAAUGUACCAAAUUGACCCCCAAAAUGUUAAAAUACUUCAGGAAUCGACACAAAAAAUUCUUCUGUACAGGCCUGUUCCAUUCAUUAGAAUUUCGCGCAAACAUAAGCUGCCCCCUUGGUUCUUCUUUAUUACCUCCCUGACCAAAAGAAGCAAUAACUCUUAGCAUGAGUCAAGGACUGAGAAUUCAUCGAAAGUGAAAAUUGAAAAACACCAUAUGGUUCUUGUACGAUGCUAAUGUCAUCUACAUUUUUUUAUACAAAGCAAAGUGGGCUCCCCAAAGUAGGGAUAGAAGAUAGAUGGGUCAUCAGAACUUUUAACCGUAGAUGCUCCAUGCAACAGUUGCCUUCAAAGUACUGCAAUAAAUGUACCCCAUACUGUAAUCAACGUCAAAACAAUCUUUCGAUUUUCUAUCGUAGUACGAGGAACUCAACAGCAUGGGAAUGCUACUGACCGAUAAACAGAGGAAAUGGGUCAAUUUUCUCAAGGAAGCUGCCAAAAAGAAACCCCCUAAUCGACAGAUUCGACCACAGGUAUGUAGUCUUACCACCUCUUGAAAUGUUCUCUCUCUCAGUUUUACUUUAGGAGGCGACCAGAGGUGAGACUGACUGGUACGUAUAGAAUAGAUGUUCCCUCGGCUGACGUAGAGAGAAAAUUUAAGGAAAAAGCAAAAAGUCUUCGCAAGGAACAGACAAAUAUUGAACUAUGCACAAUACAGCACUUAUGAACACUUUUCAGCCAAUGACAAUCGAGGCUGUAUCCUCAGAUCAGAAAUUGUAACUUUAUAACAAUCUUUGUUAACCUAGUUGGUGAAGGCUGCUUUAUGUUGAAGACAGGUCAUAAUUUAUCAUUUGGUUUAUUCUCAUAAUACAUAUGCUUGAUUAUGCAGUGACAGUGGAUGCUAAUCACCGCGUUAAUUUUGGUGAUUAAUUUUCUUGCUUUUAGGGACGAUGGUUUGGUUUGUUAUACGACGUGGUUUCAGGAGAUAAAUUUGAGGUGGUUAUUCUUACAGUAAUCAUGUGCAACAUGGUAAUGAUGACCAUACAACACUAUGGACAGUCAUCCCAAGUUUCAGACGUCCUUCAUAUCCUUUUUAUAAAAUGUCAGUGUCGGUCGUCUUCUCUCCCCAUCCUUAAGAUCAACCUUAAGAUAAAUUACGUUAAUGCAAGUUCAUACGUGUCUUAUUUGCCUUAACUGCUGUUUACGCCUGUCCAAUUUCGUUUUUACUGGGAUAUUUGUGUUAGAAGCUAUAGUCAAGAUUAUUGCACUGAGGACACAUUACUUCAAGAAGACCUGGAACAUAUUCGACUUUGUCAUUGUUAUCAGUUCUCUUGUGGGUAUGGAAUUUAAACAUUAUUUAUACCACCCUUUUGGACAACAAAGUUUCGUCAGUUUAUUUGGCAAAAAAAUGACAAACAUUGACCCUUGCGUUCGAAAGCACGUAAAACGUAAUUUUGAAGAAAAGUCAAGGUGAUAAUUAUAAAAGCUUGAAAUUCAGGUACAGUUGUAUCGCAUACUAUUUUUGUUUUCCCAGGGAAUGAUAUUAUAAGCGUGCAUGGGGAGCAAAGGUGGAGAAGUGGUGAAAGCGCUGGGGGCCGCGUUCAAAUCCUCGGCGUUGACGCAAUAUGCGGGGUUGAGUUUGUUUCUGGUUCUCUCUCUUUCUCCAAGAGGUUUUUCGCCGGGUGCUGCGAUUUAGCAUGGCGGUUUUUUACCACGUGAAUGGCUAGCUGCAAAGGGUCUAUUCCAAUUCGAACGGGAACGCACAUGUGUUCUUAAGAACUCCUAAGUGCUUCGUGGGUAAACAAAUUAAUUUUUUGUAUUUAAUUUGACAGACGUGAUGCUUGAUCAGUUUGAUGCCAACCAAGGUGUAGUUAGCCCCAGUCUCCUCCGUGUUCUACGAAUCUUCAGAAUCGCCAGGCUUCUCAGGCUAGUGGAAUUCGCCAAGGGUAUUCGUCAACUGUUGUGGGCUCUCAUGAUAUCGCUACCUGCACUCUUCAACAUUGGAACUCUACUCUUCAUGGUCAUGUUUAUUUACGCCAUCAUAGGCAUGUCAGCGUUUGGUCACGUGAAGCGCGCAGGUGAGUUAAAUGACACUGUAAACUUCGAGACAUUUUUUUCAUCACUGCUGUUGUUGUUUCGUCUGGCUACUGGCUCUGGCUGGAAUGACAUCAUGGAAGCCUUGUUACUGGAACCACCAGACUGUGAUCCCAGUUACCUCAAUCUUCCCCAUGGUAACUGCGGCUCCUUUGGCGCUGUGGUUUACUUGGCUAGCUACAUCAUAGUAGUGUUUCUUGUCAUUGUAAACAUGUACGUUGCUAUCAUUCUGGAAAACGUAAAUCGUGCUCACGAGAUCGAGGAUUUCUGUAUCACUAAAGAAAAUUUUGACAGCUAUUACGUAUCAUGGGGAGCCUUUGUUCUCGAUGGAAAGCAGUACCUUCCGGUGGCUCAACUGUCGGAAUUCGUGGCUUCCUUGGAUAAACCGUUUAUAAUUCCCAAACCAAACUCCGAAAUCUUGAGGGAUAUGGACAUUCCCGUGCGAUCAGGCGACCUAAUAUAUUGUUUCGAUCUGUUGAAAGCUCUGGUUCGACGUGUUCUGGAAGAGCACGGUGAAUCAGUAGAGGUGUUCAAGGAAAUCACCGUGAGAAUGGAGGCUAGCUUCAACAAGUCUUUCAUAACCCAGAAGAGGAUUUCCUCAAUAAAUGGGUCUACUAAGACUAAAAUGCUUGAAGAGGUGUCCGAGACAAUAACCUGACAAGUCAAGAAUUGACUAAAGAAGGGCCAGUUUAGUCAGCAAAAGAGCGUAGCGUGUUCGAGGUUAUCAAACUCCUUGAAACGUUGUUGUAGCAACAGUUUCCCCAAUGUUGCCAGUCUACAGGUCCGAAGUGAUCCCAAUUCUCAACCUCGAGAAUAAGUAGAAAUAUUUAUACAAAUACUUUGGGACCAGGCAAACAAGCAUAUCAAAAACGGUAUUAAUCAUUAAUAACGCACAAACUAAAGAUCAUGUAAGUAUGAUCUACUCUGGUGUUACAGAGUAUUUCAGCCAGCUUCAUUGCGGCUAUGAUCUAACAAAUGCGUUUCCAACCAUCAGCUCUCAUAUAUUAUUAAUUGCAAAGAUUAGUUUAGCAUUUAACCUUAAAUAAAAUGGUUCCUUGUUUUUUGUCCUUGAAGUUCAUAUAAUUUUAUUUUGCAGGGCGACUAUAUUUUGCGGAAAAAGGUAGAAUUUGCCAAACAAAGAAGUUUUAUAAUAGAUGCGCUUCUUUCGUGUUACCAUAAAAUAAUGUACGAUUACAAGUUUUUUCAAUAUGAGAGUCAUUAUGGUAAGUGAGCAAUUUAAAUCAUGUUUUGAAAAAUGCGGAGUGCAACACCAUGCCGUUGGGCUGCUGUUUUGCCCAUGCUUUUGCCUCAAAUAUGUAAAUUAUAUAAACAUCAAAUGGCACAACCCAUUACACGCUUACUACGAUGGGAAAAGAUAAAUUAACCGCAACUUAGAGAAUUCGGCUUGCUAUCUCAGUCAGAAAAUCGUCGUGGCAUACGUUCGGUUAAUAGCAUGGGAGAGGAGAACUGAGAGAAUUACUAGGUGAUCUUAGUUUAUAUUAGUUUUGCGUUCCUUAUUUUAAUAUUACCUACAUAUUGUAUCGCUUUCUUCAUAGCAAAGUAUGUAAUUUUGUUGGGCGAAUAAAUAACAGGCAAGCCUUUAAGUUGAAUCUCUGAUUCAGCAUUAGUUAUAUGUCUGGAGCGUUUUUGUAAUAAUAUCACCACUAUUACAACCGGCUUUCUCCUCCAAUAUAUUAAAACCAUCAAACACAUACACAGAGUAGUAUUUUACAUAUUGUACAACGCAACAUUGAAUUCUAGACAGCGGCUUCAAGGGGGGAUAUACGAAGAAUUAAAUUUCUCGCGUUUUCAUACGCAUUUCAAUCCGUUACUGCACUUCUGACCGCAGUACUUUGCAGAUUCCUGAGUUUAUUUGUGAUGACAGUGUAAUCGAUUCUCCUGACUUUCCUGUAAGUUUUUUUUCCUGUUUUCUCUUGAUCAUAAAAGGAGUUUCACAUAACCUAUACAAAAGCUGCUUGGUAAAUUUAACCUCAACGCGCAAAUGUACAAGGUAACCGAUCUGUGAAGUCAAACUGCCAUUCAAGAGUGUGUCGAUACGAUAUAGCCUUUGAGACAAUUCCACAUUUCUUAUAAAAAGAUUUUAGAAUAAAGUUAGCCUGAGAAAACAGCCGACAUUUGGCGACGCUUCCACUGGUUUCCUCGCCGUAUAACGUCUUAGAAACGAGCGCAGAAAUUCCAUUCUGACGACACGUCACUACCCAGAUCUGCGUAGUGCUUCUGAUUGGUCGUGCCCCGUGGGGAAUUUGAUUCAACCAAUCAGAAGCACUUCCCAGAUCUGAGUAGUGACGCGUCAUCAGUACAGAAUUUUUGCGCUCGUUUCUCAGACGUCAUUUGGUGGGGAAACCAUUGGUCGCGUCGCUAAAUGUCGGCUGUUUUCUCAGGCUAGAAUAAAGUACACAUUGAAAAAGAACACGAUUAACAAUAAUAUCAUUAUUACCGAAAUUCCGUGGCAGCAAAAAAUGGAAAUUGUAAAAACGGAUAAGUUUUGAAGACAUUUCGCCGGGGUGAGUCACUAUCUAUCAUGAGUUCAAGAACAUUCACAAAAUUUAUAAGAUGACAGAGAGUGUUAAUUACAUAUAGGGGGAAUAAUAACUAAUUGCAUAAGACUAACCCGAGUCAGCGCAAAUUGUGAAUGCAAGUGACGUAAAACAGGUACAAACAAAAGAAAAACUAGAGGAAGUCUCAAAUUACGAACAGUGAUCGAUUUGUUUAUUCACGGCGGGUUCUUUCCAUUGAAUAUGAAAGACUUUGCAGUGAAACUACGAGCCGCAGGCGCGUGGUUCCUCCUGAGUUUUGAACAUUUUAUGACGUCAUUUCUGUGGUCUAUAAGAGUGUAGACCAUGGAGAAUUGUGGUCGAUUUGUUAACUAGAAAUUAUCACAUUCACGGACAAAGAAACUACAUGUAUGUAGUCAAGGCUCCUUGGUAUGUAAAUAUUCAGAUCCAGUUAUUUCAGUCGGAGAAAAUCAAAGAAACCUAAAUCUUUAUUCAGCCGUAAUAAAAAGCUUUAUGCUUUAAAAGUGGUCAAAAGAAGGGUACUUUACACCUGCAUCUGAGAUCAACACUGAAAUAAUCCUAUCAGAAACACCUACAGACUUAAUUAAGCAUCAACCACAGGAAAUAAUUACUCAAUAUGCGAGAUGAAACAAACCAACUUCGUGACCUCUAAAUAAAUAUAAGACUUAGACAGGCAAAUAUAAGAUUUACUCAGUCAAGUUUAGAAUGCAUUGUAGUCACCUAGCUACGCGAGAGAUACAAUUCAAGAAAAACCUGUGUUUGUUUAAGCAAACUCGAAGACCACGUUUUACAUUAUCACGAGCUUUUGAUUCGUAUUUAGCCUGUCAACACUUUUUUUCUGAUUGGCUGGGAAAAUUGAAACCAAACAAGUUGUCAACAGGAUGUCAUUAGUUGAAGGGGACAACCCACGAUAUUCAUUUUACCUAAGAUUUCCCCAAGGUAUAGACGAGCAAUCUUCAGUUCCAGCGUUUGUGAAACAACGCCACCGGUUCCUGUACGAGUCGCUGCGGUUGAACAGAUUCUCCAUUGUGACACAAAGGUAAGCGCUCUAGAUUUUUACUAACUCGAUAUCAUUCAGUAUUUUUUUUCCUUUCACAACUUAUUUUUGAUGUUGUAGUCUUCCAUCCUUAUUAAUCUAAUGGGUAUUUUUUAAUAGCAACAUAUGCUCAUGUUGCCAGGCUCGAAACAAGUCCACAAAAUCCAACAGAGUUUUAUUUCAUCUUACACGAUCAGACCGGAUCAAUCGAUUACAAUCGCUCGAAGAGUCUGGAACGACUUAGGCUCGCAAACUCAUGCUCACACGAAGCAUUUCGUCACGUGAUCUUUACGUCAUCUCACACUUUCCCCGACUAUAAAUAAUGUCUUCCAAGGCAGUUCUACCAAUCUUUAGAAUCGCCAGGUUGCUCAGGCUAGUGGAAUUCGCCAAGGGUAUUCGUCAACUGUUGUGGGCUCUCAUGAUAUCGCUACCAGCACUGUUCAACGUUGGAACUCUACUCUUCAUGGUCAUGUUUAUUUACGCCAUCAUAGGCCUGUCGGCGUUUGGUCACGUGAAGCGCGCAGGUGAGUUAAAUGACACUGUAAACUUCGAGACCUUUUUUUCUUCGCUGCUGUUGCUAUUUCGUCUAGCUACUGGCUCUGGCUGGAAUGACAUCAUGGAAGCCUUGUUACUGGAACCACCAGACUGUGAUCCCAGCUACCUCAAUCUUCCAUAUGGUAACUGUGGCUCCUUUGGCGCUGUGAUUUACUUGGCUAGCUACAUCAUAGUAGUGUUUCUUGUCAUUGUAAACACGUACGUUGCUAUCAUUUUGGAAAACGUAAAUCGUGCUCAACGAGAUCGAGGACUUCUGUAUCACUAAAUUCUCAACCACGAGAAUAAGUGGAACUAUUUAUACAAAUACUUUGGCACAAGGCAAAUAAUUAUAUCAAAAACAUUAAUCAUUAAUAACGCAAAAACUAAAGAUCAUGUAAGUAUGAUUUACUUUGGUGUUACAGAGUAUUUCAGCCAGCUUCAUUGCAAUUGUGAAGAUUAGUCUAGUAUUUAACCAAAAAUAAUAAAAGGGUCCCUCGCUUUUUGUCCUUGAAGUUCAUGUAAUUUUAUUUUGCAGGGAGACUAUAUUUUGCGGAAAAAAGCAGAAUUUGCUAAACAAAGAAGUUUUAUAAUAGAUGCGCUUCUUUUGUGUUACAAUAAUGUGAUGUACGAUUACAGGUUUUUUCAAUAUGAGAGUCAUUAUGGUAAGCAACACUUUAUGUUUAGUGAGCAAUUUAAAUCAUGUUUUGAAAAAUAACAGAGUACAACACCAUGCUCCUAGGCAGCUGUUUUGAGCAUGCUCCUACCUCAAAUAUGUAAAUUGUAUAGACAUCAAAUGGCAAAAACCAUUACACUCUUACUACGGUGGAAAAAGAUAAAUUAACUGCAACGUAGAGAAUUCGGCGUGCUAUCUUAAUCAUUUGUUGCUAUCUCAGUCGUCGUGGCACUGAUGCGUUCGUUAAAUAGCGUGGUGAAAUACAUAGAUUUGUCUUUCAAAUGAAAGUUUCUCAUCAACUUUAUGCAGUAAAUAUCUACACAUAUUUAUACCAAGGGUUUCCAAGUCGUCACUGAUUUGGAUUGGGAUUUAAAUGAUUCUUUCAUCUUGGCGAUCAAAAAGCAUGACUAGCUACGUAGGAAAACCUGCUAUAUUAAAAAAAUUUAAAUACGGAAGAAAGUGAAAUUUUUGUUGUCUAAGUUAUCGAUUCUGCAUUACUACUGAUGAAGAAGCAUCAAAUUCGAGUAUUACAGUAAAAUUCGGCAAUGUGUGAUGAAUUGAACCUGGCAAUUUAAAGAACAACACUAACGCGGAGUACACGUAAUAAAGGCUAAUUGGCUUUCACAUUUGUCAGGAGAAUUCAUGAUUUUCUUCAAGCUGCUUAUGACCCUGAUAAACACUCUCUUCAAGGGCUGAUAUAAAUUUUUGCAGAUUAUACAACGAGAUGAAAGAUUUGAUAGUUUUUGCUCUGGUUUUUGCUCUCCUCUGCUUUACUGUGAACGCAAAACAUAAAAGUGAACAACAGGAUGAAUACGUCAUACUGUUUGACGCAGGUUCCAGUGGAACCCGUAUGUCAAUCUACCAGUUCCCGGAAAGCGGAAAAUCCUUAAAAACCUCUGAUGCGAAAGAGCUUGAUCCUUCCCCUAGCAAAAUAAAACGUGGUAUUUCAGAGCUUGCUGACGACCCGUCUGAAGUCGAAGCCUACAUGAUGCCACUAUUGGAGUCAGCCCAGAAGACCAUUCCACAAGACAAGCAAUCGUCAACUCCAAUAUAUUUGCUGGCUACAGCUGGAAUGAGGCUCGUUCCUACAGAUCAAGCAAACGCCAUAUUAGAUGAAGUUAGAAAACUGUUUCACGAUAAGGCUAAAUGUGUGAAAGAAGUGUCCUUUCUCUAACCAACCCAACUUAAGAGGCAAAUUCUAUGGGUUUUCAGCGUUAUAUUAUGCUUUAACAGAUAUUAACGCUGUUUGUUCUCAUUGCCAAAACAAUUUCGUCACCCCAGGGAAAAUUGACGUACAUCUGAAAUCACAUUGUGGCGAAAAUUACGAUGAAAUAAACAAGAACCGUUAUUGCAGGGAUAGGUGUUUUAGUGCUAACUAUAUUUAUGAGUUGUUAACCGCCGGCUACAGGUUGAGUCUUAAAAAGAAAAUCAGGAUCGCUAAUUCACUGAACGGGUUUGACCUGGAUUGGAAAAUGGGCGCUGUGCUCCAUAACGCUAGAAUCUUAAAAAUUAAAGGCAUAUCAAAAAAAUAGCUUUCUCGGAUAGAAAAUCUAAGGACGUCCACAGACAGUAGAGAAAUGUAUUAGUUUUAAUUUAUUCCGUUCUGUCUGUUCUGUGUCUAAACUGAGUUUAUGUAAAAGAGUCGAUGAAACAGAAAUAAACUUAUCUGCUAAGGGCACCCAACAUUGUUUAAUCAUUUGAUAUAUUUUUUUCUUCAGUCCCAUUAUCGUGAGAAAACGGAUUCGAUUUUGUUCAACAAGUUCUCUGGGGUGCUCGUAGGCCAUUCAACAAACGCCCCUUUUACAAAAACUUUGCAGAAAGGGGAGGGAGCCUAUUUAAGGGGCGCGUACUUUAGUUUCAUUAACCCGACUGAAAGGCUGAAACUUUUGGUUAGUGAAAAUUAACAUCUGAAUAAAAAAUUUAAAAACUAUAAAACAUUUAGAGAUAAAAAUGUAUAUUUUUAUAUUCACAAGACGUUAAGUUCAGUUCAAGUGUUCCAAAAAGCGUUAACAACAGAAGAACGGAUAUUUCAAGCGAUUUAACCACAAUUCUGUCCGUUAUUAAAUUUAUGGCGAGAUCGCACUGCAGUUCUAUGUGGAGUGAUGUCAGGUGGCAUAUCAAGAUGUCCGUCCACCAACUGUUUCAUAGUCCAGUCCAGUAUAUUCUUUCUCGCAAGCUGGCCGUGGCGGCCGUGGUAAGGAGCAACUUAAAAAUGGGCCGAUUGGAAAUACAGUACCUGGUUACAGAAAAAACUUGUAACAUAUAUUCACCUCAACAGACUCCUUAGAACCACAAAUUAAAUGUUCCCUCUUUUGUUAUUUAAAUUGCAUAGUUUAGUUUAAGUAAGAAACGUUUGACAUUGCUAUGAAUGUGGUUUAAAAAGCACGUUAAAGUAGAAAUACUGGUUAAAAACGAAGAAAAAUGUGAUAUCCUGGUAACUUACGAUAAAAGGUUAAGUCCUGGUUAAAUCCAGCAGAAAAAAAAAUACGUGUUUUAUGUAAAUAGAGUCCUGGUACCUGAGAGUAUCCAAUUUACUCAUAUUUCUUCAAUAAGGUAGGUUGCCUUGGUGGCUAUCCAAUAUACAACAUAUGCUUCACACCGAAUUUUUGUUUUUUGUUUUGUUUGAUUGUUUGCUUUUGUUUCUUUUUGCUUAGACUUCUUCUAGGAAUAUAACUGCGUAGUCUAUAGCUGCAUGUUUAAGACCCUACAGAGCACGAAUUAAAAGUUUUCUAUAUCUUUUCCUGAUAUGUACUAGUCUUAAUAUGACAUCUACCAGUAAGGUGGGAGGGUCUCAUCUAUUGUUGAAACACCAUCCAUUUCUCUUAUUCCAAUAGCAACAACAUGUAAUUCAAUUCAGGGUCAUAUAUUAAAUUGAAGUACUUAUGUCCUGAUCUUUUCCAUUGACUUACUUUCAUUCUUACCUGCUUUAAUUAAACGUGAUCUGAAAAGAGCAUUGUUGCCUGAAAAUAUCAAAUUUUCUCAUGUUUGUUCAAGGGGACAGGUUGCCGCGGUAGUGUUUCAACGUACCUCGUGUGGCCAGGGUUCGAGUCUUUGACCUUAGCACGCUUGCACGUGUGAACAAGAUAAACGAAAUGUGAAGUUAAACUGUUAUUCACAGGUUUGUCGGUAAGAAAUCGACCCCCAUUUGCAAAAUUCACUCUUAACUUUUUUUUCUGAGUUACGUACACGUCCGAAAGUAAACCAAUUUAAAACCAUUAUAAUUAUAAUAAUAAACAGCCAAAAUUGUCUCUCAAAUAGUAACAGGCGUUUAUAUAUGAAUUGAAAAGACAACACAAAAAUAAUCAUGGUGGAUGCUUUAGAGAACACCUGUUAAAAAUGGCUGGAAUAUGGUUGGCUUACAAUUCUUUAAGAACAUUUGCAAACGAAAAAUUACGUUUCCAUGAAAACACCCCUUCUGUGAUCUUCAAAGGGUGAACCAGAGGGACUCCCAUGUUUUCGUCGAAAAAUUAAAAUUAAACCCCUAAAGGAGACCAAUGUGGGCAUGGCUUAAGCAUAAACCUACAAUUUAUACCCCUAAGCGAGACGACGAGCAUCCCUGUCACGUUUAUAUGGGAGUUCCCCCCCGGGGUGAGAACUCCGAAACAAUGAACGUUUCUUUUUGUGCAGAUAUUUUGCCUAUGCUGUCUUGUUUGGAUGUACUCUUAUUACUCAUAAUCGUAUUUUUAUGAAUAUAAAAGGGCUUUUGGCUAAAAAAGAACUUUCAGAAGAAUAUACUACUAUUACUAUUAGUCCUUGUAGUAUGCAGGAUAUGUCUGUCACGUGAAUCUACAGUAGCUUAGUGGCCUCAGUUCCCCGACAAGUCUCUUGUAGCUGAGUGGUAGAGCAUCUGGAAUAGUAACCAAAAAGGUUAGGUUCAACUCCUGUUUGGAGUGUCAGGACGUAUUCUUCCAGCGGCCUGUGAAUCAUCUUUCUCUUUUUAAAAUUAGAGGUUUAAAAAAGGUGUAAAAAACAUGGCGCGAAAGAUUCAUUAACCUCGAGCCAAUUUAUGGACCAGACAAUCUUUUGUUUAAUUCUACUACCUUUUCCUGUGCUGUGUAAUUACCAGUGAAUGCCUACGUGUCAGUGGGGAAAGCUUUUUUAAAGAGGCUGGUCUGUCCCAAAAACUCUCUUAAGGCUAAGUUUCUGAAACAACCUCAUCACUUAGUUGGCGAGUCGUUCCUGAACGGAAGUAGAACUCUCCAUUGCAAGUGACAUAUUGCGGCACCAAGGUAAGCGCCCUGUUGACCUUUCACUUCGUUUUCUUUCCUUUAAAGAGGCCUCCUGGUCUUUGAGGUUUUUCACAAAGUUUUACGAUUCCUACAGAGAACAUUUUGAUUUGCAGAUGUUAGUGACUUCUUGUUUGGACGGUUAAGAAUAGGAAGAAGAAAACGGGAUUUCCCGUCAGCAUUUAGUUAUUUCCAGAACGUUCAUUUGGUUUUGUUGCUGACCAACACUUUAAGCUUGAACUGGCCGAAUUAACUUGGUUUGAAAUUUUAUAGUCGUGUAUGUAAUCUCGAACAAAACCUCGCUGCAGUGUCUCUGUGGGCUUUUCUAUCAUAUCUACGCAGUAGAUAUGACUACAUAUUUACUCCAAGGGGUUUUCUGGUCCGCGCUGUAUAAUAUAGUUGGUGCUAUUCAAAUUUUUUAUUUUUCAUCUCGAUUAACUAAUGCAAGGCAAGUUAUGUAAGUAAGCCUGUUACGCUUAACCGAAAAGAAAAACCUGUGAAUACAAAAGAGUGUCGAAAUUUCUCGAUUUCUGCAUAUUACUAUCUUAGAGCCUGAAACAGGCUACUUCACUUCCAUCCGUUUUAAAAUUCCUACAGCUCAUGCGUUUUUUUACCCGUUGACAAAACACGUAACAACAACAACUUCAACAGCAAGACCAGUGCAGUGCAGUCUGAAGGGAUAGGGAAGUCAUCCACCGCGGAAGACUUUACAAUCGUCGUAAACUAUUUAUGAUGAUGAUGAUUAUUUUUUUUGGCACUCCAGUUAUAGCGUUAAAAUCUUUCGGUUGAAUUGCACACCCCAAUGAGACAACAUACUUUUCUGAAUGUAUUGGGAUCAAAGUUAUGUUACAAAAUAUCACCCUGAUUAGAACGUUCCAGACGUGGGGGUAGCGAGAGGGCGAAAGAAUCUUCUCCUCCCUCCCCUCCCUCCUCUCCCGCUCUUCCUUUUUUUUUCUUUUUCUUCAUUUUUAACUUUGACCCCCAUUUUGCAUUGCUACGAUGGGAAAAGGCUAAAUAAUGAAACAUCGCGUUGUUUGAUAAAAAAUGAGGUGUUUUUCAAAGGCUCAAUAUAAUCAUUUUGUUUGAUAUAGUCUUUCAGAUCAGAUUCUAGAGGCCAAUCUUUUUCCUUUGGAUAUGUGCUUGGUGUCAAAGAAGUCUUGAAUGAUAUUAUUUUUGUUUACCAGUAAAAAUUAGUGAGCUUAGUUUCUUAUAAAUCUGUGAGCAAAGAGAAACUUUGUCAUCGUUUCGUGCUAAUUGAGAGAUCAGUGCUUUCGAAGAAGGAUAUUUCUGAUUCCUGUACAGCAAAUUCAAUCAUCAGUUGAGCUGUGCAUUCCUCAUUCGUACAAGAUGACAGUGUAGACUGUUUUGUCUACGUGCAUACGUAUCUUAUUUCCUUUGUUUUUUUGGACGCACAACAAAGAAAAUAGGAGACGUCUACUAGAAGGGUUUUGUGUCAUUUUCAUGUCAUUUGUGCCAGUGUAAAUGAUAAUAAAGAUGGCGUACGAAAGGGUGCCUGCUUUAAAACGAUUCUCAUUGCGGAUGCUAAAAGCUCUUAUUUUGAAGCAGUGCUGGAUGACUGGAUAGUCUGUGUGAUAAAAUCAAGAAUUUCUAAGUGCGCUGCAAAACAAGGAUAAAAAAACCUUGAGAAAAAUGACGAAAAAAGCCAAAAAGGCGCUUUUUUAGCAGCUUUUCGCGUCACGGCUCAAAGAGCGAGCGUGAGUCUACUCGAUUUUUCCGACUGAUAUUAAAAGGUCAGUAUAAGUGUAGCGCGGUUGUUUUACCUCAGAGUGACUGCAAGAACGAGUUAUAUUACUCGAGCAGGGAGCUUAACAAUUGUUUCACCUCGCCACCUAAAGAGAAAUGUAAAUCACAAGUGUGGCGCUAUUUAUUUGCCUCAUGGUUUCAAGAACGAGGCAUGUUAUGAGUGUAGCGCGCUUGUUUUGCCUCAUGGCUUCACGUAAGAAGUAUAUUAGGUAUAUUACAUAUGUAGCGCACUUGUUUUGCCUCAUCACUUUAAGAACAAGGUAUGUUACAUGACUGCGUAGCACGCUUGUUUCGCCUCAUUCCUUCAACAAUUUGGUACAAUAGGCACAUUGCAUUUGUAGCGCAACUAUUUUGCCCUAUUGUUAUAUGAUUGGCACGCUUGUUUAGUCCCACUGUUUCCAGAACGAGGUAUAUUAUAUAUGAGGCCCGUUUGUUUUGCUUCAUGACUCCAAGAACGAGGUAUAUUACGCGUCUAUCGCGCUUUUUUUUUGCCUCAUGGCUUCAAGAAUGUAGUAUAUUGUAUGCCCACGGCAGCAUUUUCUACCUUAUCUGAUGCCAGUUUGUUUUAUCUUUUCUAAAGACUGGUUUCAGUAGCGACAGACGGAAAAUGAAAAGAUUUAGCGUCCUGAAAAAUAAUCUCUUGUCUUAAACCUCUUAGCGAAACGAAUGGUUUUGUCUCAGACAGGCUCAGGGUCUUGAAGGCAUUAACGUCAUACCCCUAUCCAAACUUCCCACGCAUAAGCAACCUCCCUCUCCCUCCCCCCGAGGCUCUGACGACAGGUUAACACUCGGAAGGUCGGCGUUUGUAUAAUUUUACGGCACCAAAUUCAAUAUCAGAUAUAUAUUUUUUGCAGGUUAUACAACAGGAUGAGAGAUUUUAUACUGGUUGGUCUGGUUAUUGCACUCCUGUAUGUCACUGUGACAGCACAACAUCAAACUGGCCAUACUGAAUACGUCAUACUGUUUGACGCAGGUUCCAGUGGAACCCGUAUGUCAAUCUACCAGUUCCUGGACAGCGGACCAUCCUUAAAACCUUCUGACGUGAAAGAGCUUGAUCCUUCCCUCAGCAAAAUAAAACCUGGAAUUUCAGAGCUUGCUGAUGACCCUUCACGAGUCGAAGCCUACAUGAUGCCACUAUUGGAGUCAGCCAAGAAGACCAUUCCGCAAGACAAGCAAUCGUCAACUCCAAUAUAUUUGCUGGCUACAGCUGGAAUGAGGCUCGUUCCUACAGAUCAAGCAAACGCCAUAUUAGAUGAAGUUAGAAAAUUGUUUCAUGAUAAAGCUAAAUGUCCAUUUUUAUUCCAAGAAGAUGUAGAUGUUAGAAUCAUUUCUGGAACGGCGGAAGGAAUUUAUUCUUGGAUAACUGUUAAUUUUUUGACGGGCAUUUUUGGCACAAAUCAAGCCUCUUAUGGUAGUUUAGAUUUGGGAGGGGCAUCGCACCAAAAUGCUUGGAAUUUGAAAAGGAGAAAGAACCCUGAAACGUUUUCUAUUUCAGUGGCAGGAAAAAACUAUAACGUUUUUGCUCGUAGUUAUUUAGGUUAUGGCCAGGAUGAGGCAAAGGAACGCUAUUUAGAAUCCAUUGUCAAAAAAAGCGAUUGUCCUGAAAAUGCAGAAUGUGCCGUCAAAAGUCCCUGUCAUAAUAAAGGUUUCAAGGAAUCACUGGAAUUUAAUGGCCAGGCACGUGUUUUUGAAGGCACAGCUCAGGUUGAGAUCUGUGAGGAUAUAAUCCGUAAUUUAUUUUUUUGUCGUUCGUUAGAUUUGAAGAAGUGUCCUUUCUCUAACCAACCUAGAUUAAGAGGCAAAUUCUAUGGAUUUUCAGCGUUAUAUUAUGUUUUAACAGACAUAAACGCUGUCUGUUCUGAUUGCCAAAACAAUUUCGUCAACCCAAAGAAAAUCAAGAGACACUUGAAAUCAUUUUGUGGAAAAAAUUACGAUGAGAUAAACGAGAGCCCUUAUAGCAAAAGCCAGUGUUUUGGUGCCAACUAUAUUUACGAGUUGUUAACCGAAGGCUACAGGCUGAAACCUGGGAAGAAAAUCAGGAUCGCUAAUUCACUGAACGGGUUUGAUCUGGAUUGGAAAAUGGGCGCUGUGCUCCAUAACGCUAAAAUCUUAGACAUCAAAGGAAUAUCAAAAAAAUAG